AUGUCGCAUCGAAGCAUCGAAGCCCCCCCGCCGAGGGUGCUCGGCGGGCUGCGAGGGCACCACGGCGCGGCGGCGGGCCCAGCGGCCAGCCUGCCAGCCGCGCCGGAGGCGGCCCCGCCUGCGCCGGGCCCGCUGGAGCUGAUCUGCCAGCGGCCGCGGGCGCUCCUGCAGAGGCGGUUCCUGAGCUCCGAGGAGUGCCGCCGGCUGAUCGACAUGACGCUCGGCCGGCAGCGCUGCGGCAGCGUCUUCGAGAAGAAGGCUCGUUCGCCGCUGGAGGUGUCGGACCCCCGGUGGGAUCCCGAGCAGCGCGCCUUCCUGGAGCGCAUCGAGGCGCGCCUGGCCGCGAUCAUGGGCGGCCCGGUGCACGCCGACGAAGACGCCCUGGUGGGGACGCUGACGCCCCCUGGGGGCGAGGAGAGCAUCGCGGACCACCUGGGGCUGCACGUCGACACCAACGCUGCGCCCUGGCGGUUCUGCACCGCCAUCAUCUAUGCCCCGGGCGCCUGCGCGGCAGGCUCUAUAGCGGCCAGCGCCGUGAAGGGACCGCGAGCGGGGGCCGGCCCGGCGGGCCUGUCGUCCGUGCAGCGGGGCGGGGAGACCGUGUUCCCCGUGGCGCUGCGCCCGGGCGCCGCGCGCGGCGAGGAAGCCCCGGGCCUGGCCGCGGCCGCGCAGGAGCUGCUAGACCUCGGCGUCGACCACACCGACAAGGCGAAGGUCGGCCAGGGCGGGCCCGCGGCGGCGGCGGCCGCCCAGCGGCUCCUGGCCGCCGCGCGCCGCACCGAUGCAGGCGUGCGGGUCGCGCCGGAGGAGGGCACCGUGUGCGUCUUCUGGACGCGGCUGGACGACGGCGAGGUGGACUGUCACUCCUGGCACGCGGGCGCGCCGGUGCCGAAGGGGGACAACUGGAAGUGGACGCUCCAGAAGUUCAAGGAGGUGCCCAUGUCCGUGCGCUCGAGCUCGGCGGCGCUGGCGGACUUCGUGCGGGGCACGCGCCACCUCGCCACCGCUGCGGUCGCGGGCGAGGCCGCCGGGAGCCCCGACGGCUGAGGCCCCCUCCUACCCAGGGCCCGCCCCGCCGCCAUGCGCGCCCGCCGCCGGCUGUCGCUCCGAGGGGUGCAAGCACUGACGUGAUCGCGUCGUGAACAUGUCCGCGGGUCGGACCCAGACCCCCCUCCUCCUCCUCUUUCCUCCUCCCUCCCCCUCCUCCUCCUCCUCCUUCCUCCUCC
Molecule: messenger RNA, 1226 nt
Organism: Prorocentrum cordatum
Lineage: Eukaryota; Dinophyceae; Prorocentrales; Prorocentraceae
Source: the annotation of a GenBank genome assembly